AUGCAUGGAAAUUUAAAAGCCGAUUUCCUCCAUAAAUUCUCCGAUCCAAAUGGCAGAGAAGUUUCCAUAUUUAUACUUGCCUCUCUCACUCAAGAUAAGUUGAUCGAGAAACCACCGCCAAAAGGUGUUCAUAGAGCCGGUCCUAUCUCCGAUCUUGGAGGUCCUAGUGGGCCUUAUAACCCGGCGGAGUAUGACCUUCAGAAUAAAUUCCCCCGGGCUUAUAGAAAUCCUUCUUUUGUGUAG
Molecule: messenger RNA, 243 nt
Organism: Sphenostylis stenocarpa
Lineage: Eukaryota; Viridiplantae; Streptophyta; Magnoliopsida; Fabales; Fabaceae
Source: the annotation of a GenBank genome assembly